AUGUCUGAAAUAAUUUCGACUUUUGAUUCUUCUUUAUUAGAAUUUUGUGAUGCCACUGUAUGGAUAGCCCAGAAACUAAAUGGCACUUCUUCAAAUGUGGUAUUGGAUAUCGAAACAAAAUUAAAUGCUUUGUAUCCACUGGCAGAAAAAUACGACAGGUCUUUUAGAUCAAGUAAAGUUUUGAUAAGUGAUGAUCUUACUUUGAAGUUGGAGAGCAAUUCAUCAACCCUAUGGAAUCAUAUAGCUGUUAUUAUUAGGACGGAGAAGGAUAUUAAUAGAAAAAUUAUUUUGGUGAGAAGUCAGUUAUUUGCUACUUUGCUUCUUUCUAUACAUGAAGCUUUGAAUCCCUCAGAUGAGAGAAAAUUGAGAUCAUUUAAGUGCUAUAUUAUUAUUCUAAAAGUAAUAGUUGACCUAAAAGGAUCUCAUAAGGCGUUUAUUCAGAGAAUUCAAGAACAUGCAGAUAAACUGCUUGGAAUUUUGGAAGAAAAAUUUGAUAAUUUUGAUCAAGAAGCUGCUAUUCAAUUCAGGAAACUGAAAUUAGAAUAUUUUGUUCUUUGCUUGCAAAUAACUUUAAAAGAUGGCGAUUUAAAAAUGGCUAAAAUGUAUGAUGCGAGGGCAGAAAUUGAAAAGAACAUUGACAUAUUAAACUCACCUUUACUUUUAGAAAUUUGCAGAAUUGUUUACAAUUCAACACUGGAAUUACAAGUACAGUCAAAAGAUGGAAAUGAUCCCACGGACAUUAAAAAUUCCAGCGAUUUACUGAAAAAUAUCUUAAGAUACUUAGACUUAGACAUUGAAGGUCUUCAAAGCCAUUCUAAUUAUAUGGGAAUAAAAUUCUCAGUUCUAACUCUCUUGACGAAAAAUUUAAUAGUGACGCUGGAUUCAGAAUCUUUCUCCAAUGACUGUGACAAAUAUAUUGCUAUUUUAAAGUCUGAAUUCCCAAAAAAAGUCGAGUGCUAUACACUUGCCAUUGAAUAUAUGAAAAAACAGAACAAUCCAAAUAGUAUAAAUGAUUUGAUUCAAGAAAAUAUAAUGCAGAUGAUUGUAUCUGUAAAUACUUCAGAAAAUUUAGAUUUAGUUCUAAGAUGUAUAAACAGCUUAUCAGAAAAUUCGACAAAAUCUGGAAACAUUUGCCUGGAUUAUUUAUUAUUUAAUAAAAUUGACCCUCAAACUGACCACAACCUUUUGGAGAAAAUUCUAAUUACUAGAUUUUAUACUACGACACAGUCGAAAAGCAUGACUGAGCGUGAAGUAAUUGAAAGUUUAAAGGAAUUUAAUUCCCAACUCGAGAGACUUAUCACCAAAGAUAUUUCAAUAAGCACUGUUUCUGCAAUAAUCACUCUAAUUUGGAAUUCUGGUAAAAAUAUGGAAAAAACUAACAAUUAUCAGCAAGCAAUUGAUUUAUAUACCAUUGGACUUCUUGAUAUUUUCAGCAAAGGAUAUGUGGAUAAGGCAAAGUUACAAAGAGCUUUAAUAAAUUGUUAUAUUAAAAUCGAUAACUACGAAAAUGCCAAAUAUACGUAUGAUCUAAUGAGUCCGCAAGAUAAAGAAUCGCCACUAAGUUUGCUGUUAAUACUCAAAGUUUCGAUAGAGGAAAAAAAUUAUGACCAAUCAAUUAAGUAUUUGGAGGCAAUACAAUCAGCCCCAUAUGAAAAUUCGUUAGAAACACUGAUUUUGGCAGUUUCACAAUGUAAAGAAAACACAGAUCUCACAGUAAAUGCGCUAAAUCUUUUAUUCACAAAGAUUGAAAAUGAGCAUCAGUCAGAUGCUAAAGUCCAUGCGGUAACAAUUCCAACCCUGAGUCUCUCCAGGUACACAAUCCAGUUGAUUAUGAAAUUAUCAGAAGAUUCAGGGACUGACGCUUUCUUAUAUUAUUUUCCGACGUUAAUUAAUCUUCUUCAAAAAUCAUACAGUUAUCUGGAAAGGAUCAAGUUAUCCAAUAAACUUGGAAUAGGUUCUGAAGAAAAAUCACCAACAGAUAUUAUUUCCAUAAAUGAAAUCGAAUGGUUUGCAUCAACUGCAUACAAUAUUUCUGUGAAAUGUAUUUCAGAGGAACUUUCGGUUAAUCCUCUAAAUAUUAUUCAACUAGCGUCUGAUUUCUUAAGAUUGCUACCGACUGAAGACAUUAGUUUCCCAAAGAGGUUCCACUUUUUAUUUUGGAACUUUAGAACUGAAAUACUAAAACUUGUGAUUAUGAGCAAAGAAUCUGGAUUAAGCAGCCAAGGCUUAGAAAAUAUUCAAGAUAAAUCAAAUCAAAUAAUAAAUGAAAUAUUGCUAAAAAAGAAGGACAGCCACAUCCAAAACCUCCUAGACACGGAAAAAAUUGAGAAAUUAGAUCAAUGCAUCGUUGAUAUCUUUAGUAUAUCCUACGAAACAAUAUUAAAAACUAACGAUAGGAAUAAAAUUAUGGCAAUAGUUAAUGCAACAGAGAAAUACGAUGAUAAGAGGUUAGAGACAUAUUUAAUCACUAUUCCCCUUUCUAUGUCAGAGUUCCCAAAGGGUAUCUUGGUUGAUAUUUUAGAAACUGUCAUUGACAGAAAUAUUUCCAAUUUUUCCCUACCAGAUGAACAGAUAAUUUUAUGGGUGAAGAAUUUAUUGUCUUUCAAACAGACUUUGGAACAAAGUAUCAAUAUUUCGAUAUUAGAGAGAUUAUACGCCAGAAUAAAGAGAAAUAAUUCAACUUGGAAGGAAAUACAUGAAUCCUCGAACCAAAAUAUUGAAAUGAUAUCUACAUUAUGUUGGAACCAAGGUGUCACUGCGAUUAUGAAGGAUCAAAAAAUGCUAGGAGUUAGUUACUGUGAAAAAUCUUUUCAAUUUGCAAAAUUGGUUAAUGAAUCAUUUUUGGGUCAACUGAAACAACUAUGGAUUUCACUUUCCUCCUCUGCAGAGAUCGAUGAAUCCCUUAUUGAAUAA
Messenger RNA from Vanderwaltozyma polyspora DSM 70294, 2913 nucleotides. It is a transcript of the gene SPO22, whose product is annotated as Spo22p. Gene Ontology annotation, biological process: regulation of synaptonemal complex assembly; meiotic cell cycle. The record is from RefSeq and is a predicted model, not a curated record. Gene Ontology annotation, molecular function: protein binding. The transcript has a single exon. The coding region runs from base 1 to 2913 and encodes 970 amino acids. Lineage: Eukaryota; Fungi; Ascomycota; Saccharomycetes; Saccharomycetales; Saccharomycetaceae.